AUGGACAAAUCCAUCCUGCUGGAACUCCCCAUCCUGCUCUGCUGCUUUAGGGCAUUGUCUGGAUCACUUUUACAGAGAAAUGUUGCAGUCGAUGAAGAAGUUGUCAUCGAAGAUAAUUAUUCUAUUAUUGUUCAGUGUAGGAUGUGCCACCUCCAGUUCUCAGGAGAAAAGUGCUCCAGAGGAAGAGGAAUAUGCACAGCAACCACAGAAGAAUCCUGCGUGUUUGGGAGGAUUUCCAAAAGGGACGGUACUCCCUUUUUAAUCUUCAUGGGCUGCCAAAAGAACUGUGCUGAUGUAAAAGGCAUAAGGUGGAGUGUCUACUUUGUGAACUUCAAGUGCUGCAGGGACUACGACCUUUGCAAUGAAGACCUUUAGAAGUUGGUGGUUCUUCUGUGACUCUAAUUUCUGGGUGAGGUUGUUGCCUCAGCCUCUUCACAAUGACUUUCUAAACACACACACACACACACACGCACACACACACGCUACGGAAGAGGAUUGCAAACACAUGUCUCCACUUUUUGCACAUGAAUAAAAAAAUCCCUCUCCUUUUCUACUCUGUGUUGCCCCUUAAAAUAAGUAAAUAAAUAACCUUGAGAGCAAGAACAAGAUCAACAUAUCCUGCAGGUUGCUACAAACCCUAGCACUUUCACUUUAUAACCAAUUUGUUCAGAA
This is a messenger RNA of Sapajus apella (tufted capuchin), 672 nucleotides long. It is a transcript of the gene PATE1, whose product is annotated as prostate and testis expressed 1. Bases 1 to 375 code for a protein of 124 amino acids. The record is from RefSeq and is a predicted model, not a curated record. Lineage: Eukaryota; Metazoa; Chordata; Mammalia; Primates; Cebidae. The transcript is spliced from 5 exons.